AUGUGGUAUGGGCUCUUAUUGACUGUACAUUGUUCAGUUUUAACUGCCAAGUAGAACUGACCGGAGUAAACUAUUCAGUGUUAGGAAAGGAGAGACCAUAAGGAAUAAGAGAGCCAUGUACAUUUUUCCAUUCAAUUUUGUCUGUGGCGUCACGCAGCACGCUUGUGAGCUGCAUACUAAUCAUACAAUGACGUUUUUGACGAUAAUAAUUGUAUUAUUGUUAUUUCGGAUUCGGUAAUAACUAUUUUCAUUGACCAAUCGGAUAUCGGUCAAAGGUUGCUGUCUUUUCAUUCGUUGAUGUUGUCACGUGUACCAAUUAUAUAACGUUAACAAAUUUUAAUUGUUUGACAUUUUCUGAUUUACGGAUAUUCUGUUCACCGGAUAUUGGUAAAAUGUGAUUUUUUUUACCUGCGGAAAGUAUUAUUUUGGUCCGUGGUCGAAUGGACAAUAUUGAAUAUUGCUGACAAGUUUUGUUUGGAGAAGGUCGUCAUUUAUACCAUAUUACGCUAACAUAAGAUAUUGUCCACCAUUAUCGUGAUUUUGGUUUAUUAUUUGUUUUACAUACUGUGUUCUUUACUUAACGAUAUUUUUUGGCAUUGGAAGAAUAUUGUUAUAAUUAUUUCAUCGUUGCCUGUCGGAAUGCCUUUAUCUCCGCUCACAUCUAGCCAAGUCCGAGCAUUUUUGCCCGUUGACACGUGGACUGAGGUUGUUCAACUUCGGAAUACUACACAUAAAGACAAUAGUGUAUUCUUUAUUUCUACUGAAGACAAAAUAAAUAAGAAAACUGUAGACUGCAAUAAAAUUAAAUUACAGUGUAGCUCUUAUGAAAAAGUUGAUAAAUUUGAACUUAUGAAAAUUGUAGCAGUGGAAAUUGAUGGCAAUUGGUUAAGAGGAAAAUUGUUAAGCCAUAAUGAGUAUCAGUCUGACAACACUAUAAUUGAAUUGAUUGAUGAGGGAUCGAUUUACCGUACUAAAAUGGAGAAUUUAUAUACCCUUCCAUACUAUUUUCUAUAUGAUCCUUUGGCACUUCCAAUCAAAUUUAAAAAUACUGUACCCAAAAACUCAACAUUUAGGAUAAAACCUUUGCUUUCUGAAAGUGAACUUCAUGAGGGUUUUGUUAUUGUUGAUGUGGAUGGUAAUGAAUCAAGUACUACUCAAAAUGAAAUAAAUCGGCCUCCUUUGAACAUUAAGAAUCUGUUAAGUUUUAACAAAGUUACGCCUUCAGUUAGUAAAAAUGAUACUAAGUUGACUAACGGAUACUGUAACGGUGUUUCCAGUGUAAGUGAUUUACCAAGUCUGAGAAAAGGUAGUUUCAACAGUAUUCCUAAAAAACAAGAAAUUCCAUUUGAAAAAGGAGAUCAUUGUAUUAUUACUCAUUAUGAAAACUUAAAACUUUUUUAUGUUGCUAAAACCAUUAAUCAAAUGCGUGUCAACAACGAUAUUUUAGAACAAAUUGAAUUAGAUGAAGUAGGUAAAAUUCCAAAACUAAACCCUGUAGUAGGUGAUACUGUCACAGUUUAUUCAUCAGAAUAUGGUAUGCGUUUUCGAGCCAUUAUUUUAAAACCAAUUUGUAACGAUGAAUUUGAAGUUUAUUAUAUUGACUUUGGUAAUAAAGAAGUAGUAUCUUCUAAAAAUAUAUUUAAAAUCUCUGAUAAAUUUCUGUCAAAGAAUGGUUCAGCUGUUGAAGUUGGAACUAAUCCACCCUCUGAUUUAAAAAUAACCCCUGCUAUAGAAAAUAUGUUUAAAGAAUUUAUCAACACUGAAACAGAAUUUUUAAUAGUGGAUUAUGUUAAAACGGAUUUAGAUCGCUUAGAAAAUAUAAAAUUAAAAAAUGUUAAAAAUGGAUUAUUUAUUAGCAGUCUUGUAAUGAAAUGUUUAUCAGAUGAAAAAGAAUCUGCUCAAACAACACAAGAAAAUCAAAACAAAAAUACUCAAAACAAUUCUAUACAUAAUAUUACUUACAGUGAAAAAAAUGAAAAUGAAUUAAGAAACGGCGAUUCAGUGUUUGUAAAACAUUUUGAAGAUUCAGCUCAUAUAUUUGUUGUGAAAGAUGUUAAAGCCUUCAACAAUUUAAUUGGCACAAUUAUCCAAGAUGAACUACAUUGUCCUGAAUCUAACUUUCAAAUAGGUAAUUUGGUUAAAAUUGUCUUGCCAAAAUCAGAGUACCGGGCAAAAAUAAUUAACACUAAUGGCAACGAGGUUCGUGUUAAGAGUCUUGAUUUCGGAAUUACUGACCAAGUUUCUACUGAACAUGUUUACAAACUUUCAGAAGAGUUAAAAAAGAUUCCUCCAUUGAUUAAAACAAUUGGACUAAAAGGGCCAUUUAUAAAGUGUAAUACAUCAGUAUUGGCUUUUGUUGACAAAAUAGAAAAUAUUAAAUACACUUUGGAAUUUGAUGAAAAGAACCCAAAUUGUCUUAAUGAAGCAGUUCUAAGAAGAGAAGGUUCAUCUGUAAGCCUUAUUGAUGAGAUUGUUAAAGCUGCUGAAAAUCAAAUAGAAAAUAAAGAAUCCAAUUCAAAUUUAAAGAUAGAAAAACCUACAAAAUUAGUAAAACAAAGUACAUUAAGUAGUGGAGAUAUUUGCGCAAUUACUUAUUUUCAAGAUUUUAAUUGUAUUUAUGUUGCUAAACUUAAGAAAGAAGAUUCUAAUUUCCAAUUGUGCAAUAUUGAUAUAGUUGCGGAAAUAAUGAAUAAUGAAGAAGGCAUUGCAGUAAAAACUGAACCUAAGGUUGGAGAAGUCUAUAAAGUUAAAUCGCCUUCAGAUAAUCAAUUUUAUCGUGGAAAAAUAAUAAGUAUAGAUAAAAAUACAAGUUUUGAAGUAUUUUACAUAGACUUUGGAAAUACAGAAAACGUUAAAACAAGUGAUAUAUUUGAACUUGAAGUUCAAUUCAAAGAAAUGAUAGACCUACCAGUUCUAGUUGGAAUUAAAGUUCACCCAAACACAAAAAUAACUGAAAAAAUUAAGAAUCUAUUUUCAGAUUUAGCAGACGAAAACAUUCCUCUAAUAAUUGAGUUUGAAGAUUGUGUUGUUAACAAAGUACAAUAUGUUCGUUUAAAGUAUCUUGAUUCUGAAGAAUAUGUAAAUGAUAAAGUCUUAGACGAAUUAAAGAAUCAAAAAAACCCAUUUAAAAGUGGUGACAUUUGUCUAUUGACACAUUUUCAAGAUUUCAAAAAUAUAUAUGUAUCUAAAGCAAUUAAAUGUAGUGAGAAUAAUUAUGAUUUGCACAAUAUUAUAAUGGAAGUAGCAACUAUUACUCCGAGUAAUGAUGAUUUAUAUGAAAAUCCUGCAGUUGGAGAAAUUGUUAUUGUUAAUUCUAUUUUGUGUGGGGGGGUUUUUAGAGCUGUCAUUAAAACCAAGAUGUCUAAUGGUCUUUUUGAUGUCUUAUAUAUUGAUUUUGGUAAUACUGAAAUUGUGGAGCCUUCUCAGAUUUUUAAACUCUCAGAAUAUUACAAAAACCAGCCUUGGUUAGCUAUUAAAAUCGGACUCAAUAUUAAUCUCAAUGCUAUAAAUGAUAGUAUUAAAGACAUAUUUGAAAACCUUUCUCAAAAUGUAGAACCAUUGAUAAUUGAAUUUGAUGACAUGUCUGAAAACGGAUUGGAAAAUUGUAUUCUCAAAAAGCUUUCGGAUGGUCAUAACUUAAACGAUGAAGUAUCAAAAUAUAUACCAUGCGAGGUACCAGUAACAUUAGAACAAAAACCAACAAUGACACAAAAAGAUGUUGACAAAAUAGUAUUGAAUGAAGCCAUUAUUACUGAUUCGACGACAUUAGCAUUGCCCAUAAAUACAAUUUUAAGAAAUAAUGAAAGGGUCAUUAUAAGAUACUUUCAUGACACUGAUAACGUAUAUGUUAGUAAAGAAUCUGAACUAGAAGCUUACUAUCAAUUAAUUAGUGAUAGUGAAGAUAAAGGGGGCGUCGAGGUUAGAAUUAAAAAUCGACUUUUUAAGCUCUCAUCUACUACAGAUAUAACGAAUGAAGUAAAUCCUCAAGUGGGGUGUAUUGUCAAAAUAGCCUAUGCAAACUUAAUGUGCCGAGCGAAAAUUCUUGAAAUAAGGAACGGCGGUAGUAUGCUUAAAGUUCAAUUUAUAGAUUUUGGAAAUGUGGAAGUAGUUUCAUCUAGUGAUGUAUACCAAGUUUCUGAAGACAUAAAAAAGAUUCCUAGCCAGGUUUUUCAUAUUGGAUUAAAAGAUUUACCAUAUAUUCAAAAAACAGAUAAAAUUGAGACUUAUAUUGCAGACAGACAAAAUAUUCACAUGUAUAUUGUGUAUGAUGAAGAUAAUCCUAACGGUCUUAAAAAAGCUUCAUUGAGAUUAACAGAAACUAAUGAUGAUGUUUUUGAAACAAUGUGUAUUGAUUUAGGAAUACCAUUCAAUAAGCAAGAAAAAUGUUUGACGAAAAAUGAUACAGAAGAUGUAAACGAAGUUGUAUUUUUAUGUGCUUCUGAAUCAGGUGAUGGGCCAGAUGCUGAAUUGAAUAAUGACGAUAUUGUUUAUUGUAGUCAUUUUGAGGACUUCAAUAACUUGUACAUUUGUAAAGGGUCUUGGAAAACUGAAAUACCAAAUAAUUACGAUGUAAUGAUUGACUCUUCAAAACCACAAGGUAUUAAACUAAUUACAAAUCCUAAGCUUAAAGAAAUCGUGAGAGUGAAAUAUGAAGAUGAGUUUAUACGCGGUGAAGUACUUGCAAAAAGAGACAGAAAUUAUAAAGUGUUUUUAAUUGAUGUUGGAAAAAUUGUAAUUGUUGAUUCUAAUAACAUUUUUGAACUACCUGAUAGACUAAAAAAAAUCCCUGGAUUAGCCAAGAAAGUUGGAUUAAAAAAUAUCAAUGAUCUUCCAGUAACUCCAGCUGUGAGGGAGUAUUUUAAAAAAUUAUGGGAUAAGGGAGCAGAAAUAGUUCCAUUAAUUUUGAAAUGUAAUGUUGGCCAAGCAAAUUAUUUGGAUUCUGUCGAAUUGAAGAAGAAAUGUUCAGGUCGAGACAUAAUUGAUGAACUAGCUCAAAUUGCUCAAAAUAAAAUGGAAACUAAGCUUAAUGAAUCCUAUGAAUCCUAUGAAUCCAGUAAUAGCUCUUAUACCAAAAUUCCCUUAAGUAUUUUGUAUCCAAAAAGUGGUGAUAAAUUCGAGUUGUUGUUUGCUAACAAUGUUGAUAAUGUCAUGGUACGUAGUGUUAAAUUAUAUGAACAUUGUAAGGAAAUUAUAAAUCAACUAAAAAACGAAAAAAAAGAAAACUUGGUACCUGUCUCACAACCAAAGAUUCAUGAAGUAUAUGUAGUUUAUUCUGAAAAGUUUAAAGGAAUGUGCAGAGGAAAAUAUCUGGGACCAAGUAUUGAAAACAAGGGAAAAUUUGCAUUAAGCGAUAACGCAACUGUUGAGUAUAUCGCAAGUGAUAAUAUAUGGGUAUUGCCUGUUGCUUUUAAACCAAAUAAGGUGCCAAUUGUGGUUAAUAGAGUUACUUUAGCUGGUCUUAAAAAAUGUAAUAACAACAAAUUAUCACAAUACUUUGAAAGUUAUAUUGGAAAAACUGUGAUUGUAGAGUUUGAGAGCAACAAUGAUAAUAAGUGGUAUAGCCAGGUGACAUUGCGUGAACCAAACAGUAGAGUUUCUAUGAACGAGGAAAUUUUAGAUUUAAUGAAUACAAAUCAAUCGUGUUCUUUAAUUCAACAAAGGCUUCAAAGAAAAAUAAUUAAUCCAGUGGUGAGUAAUAGUCUUUCAACAAAAUCGACACAUCCCAUUACAAGUGGUUCUUCUGUGCUAUUAACACAUUUUGAGAACUUCCAUUCCAUUUUUGUUCGUGAUGGCUCGAUUGAAGCUCUAGACAAAGUUCGACUGUUUAACAGAAAUAUGUUAGCAUUUUACAGACAAAAGAACAGUACUGACAAUGAAGAAAAUAUAGCUAUUAAUGAGAAAGUUUGUGUAUCAUCUUCAACAAUUAUGUACAUGUACUCAAGAGCUGUUGUAUUAAGCAAAUCUGGUGAUAAAUAUUAUGUCAGGCAUAUAGACUAUGGAAUUGAAGAAUAUGUUAGCAGCAAUGAUAUAUAUAAAUUGGAUGAUAGUUUUAAAAAGUUAGAUGACAUUGCUAUAAAGGUCCAGGUGCAAAACAUACCUAAAAUAUCUGAAUCUGAGUUAAAUAUUGUAAAAGAGUAUGUUCAAAAAAACAUCAUCACGCCUAGUGUAGUUUUUAAUAUUGAAUUUAACGAAUUAAACCCACACGGACUGAACGAUGUUGUAAUGAAAAUGCAAUAUAACAAUAAAGAUUUUGCUGAUGAAAUAAGGAAUUUGUUAAACACUUCUAAAUUGAAUAUUCAAUCAAAUGGAAACCCUGCUGCAGUUGGUUCAGAAAAUGGUAAUCAAAACAUCAAACCUCCUUUAUCUCCUUAUCUAGCUAGGAAGCAUAUUUUUAAAAAACAUUAAAGGUAAAUUUAUGAUCAUAAGUAUAUUUUACCAUAAGAUGUGACGUUAUCAUUAUUUUAAUUUUUUUUAUACUUUUAACAUAUUUUGUAUUUUCUAUGAAGACGACUGAUUAGUAUAUAAUUGAAUGGUUAUAUAAUUUAUGUUGCAUUAUAAUAAGUUUGUUUUCUUACAUUGUAUUCAUGUUUUAACCAAACAAUUGUUUU
This is a messenger RNA of Adelges cooleyi (spruce gall adelgid), 6608 nucleotides long. RefSeq lists its product as uncharacterized. Gene Ontology annotation, biological process: spermatogenesis. The record is from RefSeq and is a predicted model, not a curated record. The transcript is spliced from 39 exons. Bases 640 to 6405 code for a protein of 1921 amino acids. NCBI's taxonomy places the organism in Eukaryota, Metazoa, Arthropoda, Insecta, Hemiptera, Adelgidae.